Ictalurus punctatus (channel catfish) is the source of this 7136-nucleotide messenger RNA. RefSeq names its product egl nine homolog 1. Gene Ontology annotation, cellular component: nucleus; cytoplasm. The record is from RefSeq and is a predicted model, not a curated record. Gene Ontology annotation, molecular function: peptidyl-proline 4-dioxygenase activity; ferrous iron binding; L-ascorbic acid binding. The transcript is spliced from 5 exons. NCBI's taxonomy places the organism in Eukaryota, Metazoa, Chordata, Actinopteri, Siluriformes, Ictaluridae. Gene Ontology annotation, biological process: cellular response to hypoxia; peptidyl-proline hydroxylation to 4-hydroxy-L-proline. Bases 354 to 1523 code for a protein of 389 amino acids.
CAGCAUAACAUCACUAGUCACUAGUCAUAACCCAUUACACGAUUUGUCAGACUGGCUCCUGGUCCUGCCCUCGGUGCGUGACGUCACGAGGCAGCUUCAGGCGGACGUGUAGGUAUGAAAAUAGAGGAACAGCCACCGGCGCCAUGUGUCUCUGAAACGCGGGACUCGGCGGAAGGUUCAGAAAGCUGAAGUGAAGCCCGGAUUGUUUGUUUUCUGUAGGAAAUGAGCGAGAAAUCAAUGGCGCGGUGUGUGUGACGUGUCCGGGUGGGUUUGAGUGUGUAACUUGGACACUAGAGUCAGAGCGAAUAGGAAACAGAUCGAUCCAGAAGUACAACAACAGCUGGUGUGGAGUCAUGGACGGACUCACGGGGGAAGGUGUCGGGACAGAUCCAGACCAAGAACGGCAGUAUUGUGAGCUUUGUGGUGAGAUGGAGAACCUCAUGAAGUGUGGUCGCUGUCGCAGCUCUUUCUACUGCAGCAAGGAUCACCAGAAACAAGACUGGAAGAAGCACAAACAGGUCUGCAAGCAGGCCGAAAACAACCCGCUCCUACCGCACACACACACGCACACACACACACACACACACGCACCGUCGGGACAACCGAACUGCCGAGAUAACGUGAAGAAUGAACCGAAACCACUGCAGGAACAGCAGAAGAGCACAACACCAAGCUGCACGGCCUCGGAAAAGUCCAAACUACAUGUAGGCACCACACAACCUUCACCAUCGAUCAAACCUGUGUGUGGAGCUGAACCUGAACACACUGGGGAUGAUAUCUCCAACGGGCAAACCAUGUCUCCUCAUCAAAAACUGGCCACGGAAUAUAUAGGGCCAUGUAUGAAUAAACAUGGCAUUUGUGUUGUGAACAACUUCCUCGGUGAGGAACUUGGUCUCGGCGUGUUAGAAGAGGUCUGUGCUCUCUACACCUCUGGGGAGUUUACAGAUGGACAGUUAGUCAGUCAAAGAAGUGACUCAAUUAAGGACAUAAGAGGUGAUAAGAUCACAUGGAUCGAGGGAAAGGAGCCUGGAUGUGAGAAGAUAGCUGUCCUAAUGAGUCGCAUGGACGAUAUUGUCCGUCACUGUAACGGAAAACUGGGAAACUACAGGAUAAAUGGAAGGACAAAAGCAAUGGUAGCUUGUUACCCUGGCAAGGGCACUGGAUAUGUGCGGCAUGUGGACAACCCUAAUGGUGACGGAAGAUGUGUUACAUGCAUUUAUUAUUUAAAUAAAGACUGGAAUGCCAAGGAACAUGGUGGUAUAUUACGGAUCUUUCCAGAUGGCAAAACCCAGUUUGCUGACAUUGAGCCCCUAUUUGACAGACUGCUGUUUUUUUGGUCAGACAGACGGAACCCACAUGAGGUCCAGCCUGCGUACGCCACUCGGUAUGCUAUUACUGUGUGGUAUUUUGACGCAGACGAGCGAGCUCGGGCUAAAGAGAAAUACCUAACUGGUGCUGUAGAAAAAGGGGGAAAAGUGGAGCUGAACCGGUCGGCUGAGCCAAGCUUAAUGAAAAAGAGUUGAACAAACCUGCUCAAUGGAUGAGGAAAAGAUGAUAUGGAAUAGGUGUUAACCCUCAGAAUGUUUUUUUACCUGCUGCAUGAAGACAUGAAUACCAUGCCAAGGAAGGAGAGAAAUGACUGUGCUCCGUCUUAAUUGUGCUAAUGCUGUGCUAAAUGUGCAGGCAUGCAAUAAUCCACCACUGCAUGUGUAGCAACUUAUAAAAAAGUGCUUAAAUUAAGCAAGUGUGUUUGUGCUGCAAUCAGGAAACGAGAAUUCAUUUGUAAAUAUAAUAAAUUCUCAGACAGCCAAAAAUAAACAUGAUACAAUGUGCUGAACAUCCAAAGUAUACAUGAGUAUACAACAGUUACAGUUGCAUUGUUUAUUUAGCUGUGAUUUUGUGACUGCUACAAACCUAUGCUUGUCCGAUCCAGGUUAUGUGAAAGGUCUUGGAAUUCUUUUCGCACCCAUUGUCUGGUGAUAGCAUAUGUUGUAAUGUCGUUGCCAAUGAUGAACAAUAUGAAUGUCAAAAUGAAUGUCUGUUAUCCCAGACAUUGUGUUAUCAUCUCAGUUUACAGCUCUGAAUUCAGUUUUUUUUUUAUUAUUUAAAAAGACAAGGCCAUUUUAAGUUAAAUGAUAAUUGUGGCAUCACCUUGUAGUCAUUAGCAACAUGUGAAAUACAGAUGUAACAAAAUUCUUUGAUUUGUACAGGACCUCGUCAAACAUAUUAUUGUAAUGUGAACAUAUCAUGGUUUAUAGAAAAACAAGCUAAAACAUUCAGCCCAAUGAUUUAAUAAUAAUGCAGAGGGGAAAUGGACCUCCCUGAAGCACAGAUCAGGCACGUCCUUGCACAACAGCGGGUCCUCAUAUACUGCAUUUAGCAUAAUGUAGCAUAUAUAGCAAUAUAGCGAUAUGCAGAGAUUUCCCAUAAUUAAAACUGUAUUGCUUAAACAAGGCCCCUAUUAAAACAAAACAAGAAUAAAAGAAAGCAUGGAAUAAAAGUAGAAUAAAAUAAAGUAAAAUAAAAUAAAAUUUUAUUUUUAUAUUUUUUUUUAAAUAAAAUAAAAUAAAGAAUAAAAGUACAGCAGCCAGAUUGAGAUCAAUUCCACAUCUUUUUACUCGUAAAAGUCUUAGCAUCUGCAGAAGAUCUACACAAUGCCCACUGGUCAUUCAUAGCUUAAAUAAAAGAAGCCACUUGGGCGUUCAAAUACAUUGAGAUAAAUUUUUGUCUAAUUCAUAUUAAUUCUGAGAACAGGAAAACCAGACAAAAUGUACAAAACUUUUGAGAAUAUUUGUGUGUGUGUGUUUAUUAUUAAUAUAGUAUAAAUUGUCCUGAAAGGUUUUCUGUAAAUGGACAACUUAGUAUACAUGUUUAAAACAUGAACAAAUUGGGGCUGGUAUUUAACCGCAUUUAGGGGAUAUGCAGCAUUUUCUACAGGGUUUUGUUUUUAAUCAAAACCUACCAAACGCAUCCAAAUUUUAUACAUUGUUAUAAUAAUCACCCAUUUUUUUUCUCGAUUAAUUCUAAUGCUGUAAAUUGGUAAUACAAAUCUGUCGACUACAUGGAGGCAGUGUAAAAGAAAUAAUGUAGCAGUUUUUAAAAUGACUUUAAAAUGUCAAACAGAAGCUUUGCUGUCGUUUUUUUAAAAAAAAUUGUGUCAUUUAAAUUAUAAAUUUUUUAGGCCCUUUAUAAAUUACGCAACACAAUGCAGUUUAUAAACUACCACCACCACUGUUUUAGAUUUAUACAAUGAAAAAGUGCACAACCUGGGAUGAUCCUUCAUUGUUUUCAUGAGCAUGUAAAAAGAAGGGAGGGCUCUUCAAACAAGCACCAAAGGGAAUGUGCAGUUAUACAGCAACCUCAUAGGGUGUGAAAACCAAACCACCAAUCCGGAUGAGCUAUAUGUUUGUUAAAGUGUCCAAAAAAAAAAAAGAGUGGAAUUAUUUGUCUGAAAAGCUUGUUGUGUCAAAGACUAAUGAGAUUUAGACCUAUCAAUCACAAUACUGUGCUGCUGCAGUAUAGAAAUAACCAGCAGAUUAUAGGGAAAAGAGUGACCACUGACCAAACACCUCUGUAGAGUUAGAGGACGUUGUUGUAUUGAGUUUGUUGUAAAUGAAAUGUAUCAGAAAUUAAUGCAUAAUUUGUGUUUAUGAGCACAAUAAUCACUGUAUUCGGAGAACAAUACUUAAAAAAGGCUCAGUAUUACCGUACGCAUCGUGUUGCACAUGAGAGGGAGAGAGUCAGGUCAGUAUUGGGAUUUCUGACAAGCCACAGUUCAAGGCAGGCUGCAGAUAAUUAUGUAGUUAUAAAGAAUGAUGAAGAGGAGAUAUUAGUGAUAACAUUGAAAUAUCCUGAGUAUUUUCUCUUAAUGUUUGUCCUAAUUCUGAACUACACGCUGCCAAUUAAAACCACUAGGGUACAAUAUGAAAGUAGUAGUCCCUGCUUUGCAUUUGAUGUUGUUGUGCCCCUGUUGGUACGGCAUGCAUUCGUCAUGGCAUUGUUUCAGCAAUCUUGUGCAACGUCGCAACAUUUAUUUCCAUCCAGAGUUGCAUUAAUUUUUGGCCGAGAUCUUGUGUUCAGGACGGGAGAAUCAAACCUUUCCGUAAAGUAUUGUCCAGCACAUCCCAAAGACUUUCAGUGGGGUUAAAGUCAGGACUCUGUGGUGGCCAAAUCACGUGUGAAAAUGAUUCCGCCUGCUCCCUGAACCACUCAAUUUAAGUACAGUUGAGCUUGAUGAAUCUUGGCACGAUCAUCCUGGAAUAUGCCUGUGCCAUCAGGAAAAAAAUCCUUUGACGGGAUAACCUGGUACAUUCAGGUACUCAGCUGUCUUCAUUUUAUUGCUGCAUAGUGUUGCUUAGCUCAGACCUGACCAACCCCCGAUCAUAACACUGCCUCCAGAGGCUUGUGCAGUAGGCAUGAUGGUGCAUCGCUUCAUGUGCUUCCCUUCUUACCCUGACGCACCCAUCACUUUGGAACAGGGUAAAUCUGGACUAAUCAGACCACAUGACCUUUUUCCAUCCCUCACAGUUCAAUCUUUAUGCUCCCUAGCAAAUGGAAGUUUUUUUUUCCCCGAUUAGCCUCACUAACAAGUGGCUUUCUUGUGGCCACACAGGUUUUUAGUCCCACUUGCCUUACUUUCACUGUUAAUCAUAGCCAUGAGUUCUGCUGUUUAAUUUUUUUUUUACGAUGUGACUUCACCAAGUGUUUUAAAGAUCUCCAAUCAACAUCAUUCAAGUUUUUUUCCUGACCACAUUUCUUCUGCAAAGUUGACACUUCAGCACUCCUCCUUCCAGGCUUUAAUAAUGCGUUGGACAGUUCUUUACCUAAUUCCAGGGAGUUCAACAACCUCCUUAGUUGUUUUCUUUGCUUGAUGCAGGCCAAUAAUUUGUCCUUUUCUUUCUGAUAAUCACCAUCCAGUUUCAUAUUAACACCCAGCUCAUUUAUGCAGUUAUCCAAUCAUUCAAUCAUGUAGCAGCAGCCCAAUGCAUAAAGUCAUGCAGAUACAGGCCAAGAGCUUCUGCUAAUUUACUUGGUUGUAGAUUGUUGGUUCCUGAUGUGCUGGUUUGAGUAUUUCAGAAACUGCUGAACUCCUGGGAUUUUCUCACACAACAGUUUCUAGUGUUUACACAGAAUGGUGCAAAAAACAUUGGAUGAGCGACAGUUCUGUGGGUGGAAACGCCUUGAUAAGAGAGAUCAGGGGAAAAUAACCAGAUUGGUUCGAGCUGCCAGGAAGGAUAUAGUAACUAAAAUAAUCAUCUUUACAAUUGUGGUGGGCAGAAAAGCAUCUCAGCAUGCACAAUAUAUCGACCUUGCGCUGGAUGGGCUACAACAGCAGAAGACCACAUCAAGUCUGAGGAAUCUGAGGCUCUCAUGAACACAGACUCGCUCAAACUGGACAGCUGAAGAUUAGAAAAGUAAUCUGGUCUUUUUCCAGUCUUCAACUGUCCAGUUUUGAUGAGUCUGUGCCCAUGAGAGCCUCAGAUCCUUGUUCUUGUCUGAUAGGAGUGGAACCCAAUGUGGUCUUCUGCUGUUGUAGCUCAUCCACCUCAAGGUUUGAUGUGUUGUGCAUUGUAGGAUGCUUUUCUUGGGGGAUUUUCUCCUAGGGAAAAAUUGAUAAAUUAAAAAUAUAUAUUUAGAAUUGAUAUAUUUCUGUAAUGCUGCUUUGUGACAAUGUCAAUUGUUAAAAGCGCUAUAUUAUAGAAUUGAAUUGAAUUUUCUGCUCACCAUGGAUGUAAAGCUUGCUUAUUUGAAUUACUAUAGACUUCCUGUCAGCUCAGACCAGGUCAUUCCCCCCUGAUGCCUCACAUCAAUAACAUGUUUCAGUCUGCAGACCCUCCCCUCACGGGAUGUUUUUUGUUUUUUGCACCAUUUUGUGUAAACUCUAGAAACUGCUAUGUGUGUGUGUGUGUGUGAGAGAGAGCUCUCUCAGUGUGUGUGUGUUUGAAAACCCCAGGAGAGCAGCAGUUAUAGAAAUACUGAAACCAGCCUAUCUGUAGCCAUGCCAUCCCCAUUCUGAUGUUUGACGUGAACAUUAACUGAAGCUCUUGACCUGCAUCUGCAUGAUUUUAUUUAUUUUAUUUAUUUAUUUUUUUGCUUUGUGAUGCUGCCACAUGAUUGGCUAGUUAGAUAACUGCAUGAAUGUGCAGGUGUUCCUAAUAAAGUUCACGGUGAGUGUACAUUUAUAAAGAAUGGCCAAUGUCAUAGUCCCCCACUACCGACACAGUACCCUACUACACCCACAGUUAAAUAUGUUUUUAUUUUAUUAAAUGAAAGGGAGUCAAAUGAAAACCUUUUUUUUUUUUUCGCAUUAUUGUCACAAAAUGUGUAUAAUUUUUCUAUGUGCUUGCUGUGGCCUGUGAAUGAUUGUUGAUGACUCACGUAAAGUACAGCUGUGUACACUCUGUUUCUCUAAUUUAUGUUGCACUUUUUAAGGUUUUCCUUUGACUCACCCAUACACAAAAAAUGUAUAUAUGAAGUACAUAAAUUUUUUACCAUAUAGUGUUUUGAUUUGAUUAGAGAACUGCAUUUUCAACAAAAUUAUAUUUUUAAUAUAAUACUUUCCUUCAGAUUUUUGAUAAAACAUUCAUGUGAUGUACUUAUGUCAUUUAGUUAGUAGAAAAAAUAAUCUGUCCAGUUUUUAAUGUUUUAUUUCUUUUACUUAUUUUUUCUUGGCCUGUACUAGCAGUAAAUUGUAAGGCAGUAUGCGGUUUCCACCGUGUCCACUGAUAAUUAUUUACACUGCUGAAAAAUAAUUAAUAAAAUGAUUUCCACGUCACAUAUACAGUUGUAGAGCCUUAUGGUUAUCCUUGUUAUAGUUAUAGUAGUUGAUUAUAUAUACACAAUGCUGUGCAAACAGUGUUUUUUUUGUUGUUUGUUUGUUUGUUUGUUUGUUUGUUUGUUUUUUUGUUUUUUAAACCUAAGGUCAAUGUUGAGGUUGUAGGUCUGAGCUGGUCACCUUAAUGCUGUAAGUACUUUCCCUCCAGGCAGGUCUUCAUCAUGUGUGAAGUGUAUUUGGAUGGUUAUCAGAUGAAAUUUGAUUUGUGAUUUAAUUUUAAUUAUGAAGGUCAUUAUGAAGCAUGUAUUCAUAUGACUGAAUAUUGAAAUAUAUGCAAUAAAUUGUGAUUUUUCUUAAUUCA